AUGGAUCGGAGAUUUUAUCUACUUGUCGCAGUGACAUUUUACAUGAUAAACAAAUUGGCAUUUGCUCAGUUUUGUGAUAUAAGUGAUCUAUUUGCCAAUUGCUCAAAGCGUGAUUUAUCAAACAUUCCUCAGAAUCUUCCUACAAAUACAACGGAACUUGAUUUAUCGGAAAAUGUCAUAACCGAAAUAGGAGCCAGAACAUUAAACAGAUAUCGUAAGCUAUUACAUUUAUACAUUGCAAACAACAAAAUAAGCUCCUUGGAUAGUGAUGCUUUUUCGGGCUUAAACGAACUAAAGGUGCUUACCCUAAUAGGAAAUCGAUUAGAUCAUACAAAAUAUCCGAACAAUGUUUUCCGUCCGCUCAGGAACAUACAAGAACUUUACUUAAAUCGAAACAUGAGGAGUCCUUCUCCGUUCGAGCCAUUUUGCAAUGGAAAACCUUGUAGAUAUUCCGAUAAAGCGUUUAGCUGGUUGGUCAAUCUUAAAGUUCUGUCAAUAGAUUUAUGUGAAAAUCCAGAGUUUGGCGAAGGUUUUUUAAAUAUGAAAAAUUUGCAGAAGCUUUCAUUUGAUUAUUGCUUAGUUUGUAAAUUAAGUAAUAAAACAUUUGGAAACUUUAGAAAUUCCAACGUCACUGUAUUGAACCUUAGUCGAUGCGAACUAUAUAAAAUAAGUAAGUCUAUUGAAGCUGGAAUUUUCAAUCCGUUUUCAACUGUGACAAGUCUAGAUUUAUCAAACUCGUACUUUAGCUUAAAGCACGCUCUGAAGCUCUUAUUUCCCUUCCGUAAUAAGAAAAUGGACAUGAUAAAUUUCCAUCGUGUAAGUCGCGGAUCUAGAACCAGUCCAGAUAAUCCAUUUAAAAUUGUUAUUACAAGUGAAAUGAUGCAAUAUUUAAAAACUAUAUGUGUGAAAACUCUUAUCAUGUCAUAUAAUGGAAUUGUUGAUGUCAGACCUAACUCAUUAUUUAGUCAUGAUCACCCAGAGUGCUUUGAAAAUAUCAUAAUGUCAGCGAAUAGUUUUUCAGUGGAAUAUAAUAUCCAAUACAUGGAGGUUCUCAAAUUAUCAAACGCCGUCAAAAAUCUGCGUCUCUUUGAUUAUUCGUACGUCCCGCUUCAGUUUUCAGACAUGAAAUUUAUUCUCCCGCCAAAUUCAAUGAUCUUAAACAAUCAUUUCCCGUCACUGUAUACAGAAAGAAAACACCCAACCAAUAUGACGUUUAAACUGCCACCAAAACUAGAAAUUUUGCGUUUCAGUUAUGUUAUGUCAGGGUCCAGUUUGUUUAGUUUGAUAUUAAAAAAUACAAAGGCACUGAAAUACUUAGAUUUAUCACAUUUUGCCUUCCAAGAAUUUCCUGAUAUUUUUAUGCCCGAAGGUAACGUGUUAGAACACGUAGAUUUUUCAGGAAUAGAUUCAAGACUUUAUGUUGAUAAGGGAGUAAUUGAACUAAUGCGAGACGUAAAAACUAUUCUCUUACGUGACGCAAACUUAGAUCUCACAUUUAGAGAAGGGAAAAAUGUUUUCAAGUAUUUUGGAAACAGUACAGUUAAUAUUGAUAUUUCUUAUAAUCAUCUAGUAACCCUUCCAAAGACAUUUGGUGUGAUAUCAAAUUUAGAACACGUCAAUUUAUCUUUUAACUCAUUCCGACAUUUUCCGAAGUCUUUGACAUCACUAUAUAAUCUCAAAAUAGUGGACUUGAGAUUUAAUCAGUUGCUUACCAUAAACAAAAAGGUUACACAAUGGGCUGACAAUGUUUUCCAGAAAACGAAUCUAUCAUUACUGUUAAAAGGAAAUGAAUUUGCUUGCACUUGUGAAAACCGGGACUUUUUGAAAUGGCUUACGCAAACAAAGGUUUUAUUGGAUACAAAUAGAACUUAUUAUUGUCAAUUUGCCAAUGGAACAAGAACAACCACUCGAUUCGUUGUAGAACGAUUUCAUGAGACGUUUUCAGAUUGCGAUGCAAUCGCUUGGUUACGUAUAGGCGUCAUUUGCAUCGUUUCGUCCUUUGUCAUCAUUUGUUUUUCGGCUGUUAUUUAUCAGUUUCGAUGGAGAAUGGCAUAUUUUUUCUAUCGAAAACUAAAAGUGAACUAUUUAAUCGAAUCGGACGACGUUGAAUUCAAGUAUGACAUCUUCGUUGCAUAUGCAUCCGAUUGCUGCGAAUGGCUAAUAGGUUCACUUCUACCAAUACUAGAAAAGGAAUGGAAAUUGAGUGUUUGUGUUAAAGAUCGGGAUUUCCCGGUAGGGGUAGAUCGAGCAGAUACUGUCAUCAACAGCAUGCGAAAUAGUAAAUUUAUCAUUUUCAUAAUUACACCAGGCUUCAUCAAAAGGCAAUGGGGAAAGUUCGAGAUUGAAAUGGCUAAAUAUGAAAUGUUCGAGCAAAGAAAACAAAAGCGCAUUAUUGUCAUAAUGAAAGAUGGGACGUCAAAAGAAGACGUUCCUAUUGAAUUUAGUAUUAUAUGGAAAGAUGUAAUUAUGAUCGAAUGGCCUGGUGAUGAUAUGAACGCAGAGAAUGUGUGGUAUGAUCUGAAAUUGCAAUUAAGUUGAUCGCAGUACUAGGUUUUUAACACUUGUUGAAAAUUAAUCUAUAAAUUUAAUUGUUAGCAUGUAGAUACUGCUAUAAGAGUGGGAUUUUGACGCUAAAAGAGAAGGUUACAGACGAAUCAUUGUAUUUUCUAAUUUAAACUGAUUUAAAAACAUAAUUCAAUAGUUCAUUUUUACGAUUUUUACUAAUGAAAGAUUAUUUUUUGAAAGAUAAUUGUUUUUUUCCUUCGAGAGUUAACUACUGUUAAAUAAAAAGAAUUCUAUUUUUCUUAUUGCACUAUCAUUGACCCAUUGACCACUUGUCAUGAGAAAAGCAAAGAAUUAGAAGAGUUUAGACCAGUGCAUUAAAUCAAAUCUCAAAAGUUGUUAUUGUCCUGUCUAGGUCCACCUCCUCAUCGGCUAGUUUAAAGGAGACCAAGUUUUUAUUUGCCAAACCUUAUUUAUCCUUUCCUUGCUACCAUUCCAAGUGUUAACCACUCUGCUGAGGGUACCUAUUUUUUUCAGAAUAAGUAUUCCAGAAAUAUAUGCCACUGGAUGCUCUGUCUUUUCAUUUUCUUGACAGGUGGUAUUUUUCUCUGAAAUACAUAUGCUAAAAAAAAUUUGUUAUCAGAAUUUUAAUCCGCAAAAUUCUGUUGUGACCAUAACCUUAAAUCAAUUUUGAGCCUUUUUUACUCCGACAAGUGGUAAAAUCUGAUUUAUUGCUCAACAAUAUUGCCCUGAAACUAUCAUAUCAUUAAAUGGUCUCCUGAGAGACACUGUGACCAUGACCUUUCACCUUCUUGCCCAACAAUUUAUAG
Molecule: messenger RNA, 3332 nt
Organism: Mytilus californianus (California mussel)
Lineage: Eukaryota; Metazoa; Mollusca; Bivalvia; Mytilida; Mytilidae
Product: toll-like receptor 4
Exons: 1
Coding region: 1-2538 (845 amino acids)
Biological process (GO): toll-like receptor signaling pathway; inflammatory response; immune response
Cellular component (GO): membrane
Molecular function (GO): protein binding; transmembrane signaling receptor activity
Source: RefSeq, a predicted model, not a curated record